AUGGGCCGGGCACGGGGACCCCGGAGCGGGCUUGUUGGGGGGCACACCGUCCUCCUGUUGCUGGUGAUUGGUCUCCUGCUGCCAGGAAUUCUGUCUAAGAGCAUCAGUUCCGUCUUGGACCCUUGCAAAGAUCCCUCUCGCAUCUCCUCACCCGCCCUUGCUGCCCUCUGCAAGCCGCGGAUUGGCAGCUCCAGUGGUUCCAGCGGUUCCAGCGGUUCCAGCGGCUCCAGCGGAUCGAGUGGUUCCAGCGGAUCGAGUGGUUCCAGCGGAUCGAGUGGUUCCAGUGGUUCCAGCGGUUCUAGUGGUUCCAGCGGUUCUAGUGGCUCCAGCGGCACCAGUGGCUCCAGCGGCUCCAGCGGCUCCAGCGGUUCCAGCGGCUCCAGCGGCUCCGGAAAGGAGUGGUCUUCGCAAACGGGAACCAGCUGGUCUUCUCAAUGGGGAACCGGCUCUUCCCAGUCUAGCGCCGGGUGGCCCGUGCAGUCGGGAACCGGCUCUUCCCAGUCUAGCGCCGGGUGGCCCGUGCACGGGACGGGCGCCUACCAACCGGGGCCCGGCUCGUCCUACCCGAGCUCCGAGUGGCCCCUCCAGUGGGGCGACCUCUCGUCCUCCGACGGCUCCCAGACCGCCUGGUUGUCGUCGUCGUCGUCGUCGUCGUCGUCGUCCGGGGGCGGGGGCGGGGGCGGGGGCGGGAUCCGGGGGGUGGCCCUGUACGGGCCCUGCAGCUCGGGCUCGGGGCCCUCCUCCGUGCCCUGCAACGCGCCCUCCUCCUACCUGCCCGACUCCCACACGGUGGCGGGCGGCCAGCGGCCGGUGGUGGUGGUGGAGACCCACGGCGGGCCCUGCGCGCCGGGCCGGCCCUGCCCCCCCAUCACCUCCCUGGGGGGCGGCCCGGCGGGGGGCGGCUACGAGGUGGUGGGCGGCUCCGCCCAAGACUACCUGGUCCCGGGCAUGACCUUCGACAAGGGCAAGAUCUACCCCGUGGGCUACUUCACCAAGGAGCAGGGCCCCAAGGGCGCCGCCGGCCGCCCCGUCUUCGCCGCCGGCGCCCCCGUCUCCGAGGGCGUCUACUUCUCCAGCAACGCCUACCCCGCUCAGCACAGCGCGGGCGCGCUGCCCAGCCCGGCCCACACGGGGCUCUUCUCCCAGACGGGCGGCGCCCUCAUCGCCUUCCGGGCCCCCGGCUCCCCGCACGGGGGCUGCGGGGCCGGGAGCCGCGGGGGUCCCUGCUCCCCCUCCUUCUCCUCGUCGUCGUCGUCGUCGUCGUCCUCCUCCGCGGGGGCCCUGCAGCCCUGCGGGGGCCGGGGGUCCCAGGGGUCCCAGGGGUCCGGGAGCGCCUGCCCUCCGGCCGGGUCCCGGGGCUCCUCCGGCGGCUCCCCGGGGGGCCCGGUCCUGGUGGUGCAGUCCUGCGGGAGCGGGGGUGGGGGCUCCCCCGGCCGCCCCUGCGGCUCCUCCCCGCCCGGCCUCAGCGGGGGUCCCGACGGCUCCCCGCACCCCGACCCCUCGGCCGGGGCCAAGCCCUGCGGCUCCGGGGCCCGGGGCUCCAGCGGCCUCCCCUGCCGCUCCAUCCGGGACAUCUGGGCUCAGGUCAAGCCCCUGGGGCCGCAGCUGGUGAACCCCGCCGUCUUCCUGCCCCAGGGGGACCCCCUCCGGGCGCCCUAG
This is a messenger RNA of Ornithorhynchus anatinus (platypus), 1659 nucleotides long. It is a transcript of the gene CDSN, whose product is annotated as corneodesmosin. Gene Ontology annotation, biological process: skin morphogenesis. Lineage: Eukaryota; Metazoa; Chordata; Mammalia; Monotremata; Ornithorhynchidae. The record is from RefSeq and is marked provisional.